UAAAAGAAAGUGAGAGAAAAAAAGGGAGAUAAUUUUCUCUCGCUUUCUCCCACCAAACCCUAGAGAAAAGAAGAGAAAACAUCUUCUCGUCUCUUCCCCAAUUCCUCACGGACUCUCUCUCUUCUCUCGCGGUUAAGGAGGGUUCUAUUACUCUCAGAUUAAAGUUUUGUUCUUUUUCUUAUCGCUGCUAUUCUUCACUCAUCUUUCUUCUCUUAUGUGUUUCCUAUUUUUUUUUGUGGGAUUUUUCGUGUUCACAAAUGAAGGGUUCUAUUACUCUCAGAUCCGAGCACUGUCACUGAAAUGGCCCAAGCGAAGAAUUCUUCGUUUGAUUCAUUAGAGGUAACCCAUAUCGAUUCACAACUUGAAACCCAAUCAAGCUCAAAGAAGAACCUAUUUUGGACUAGAGAGAUGGAUAGUUGCUUAAGUGAAGCACUUGUUGAACAGAUACACAGAGGACAGAAGUGCGAUAAGAGUUUCAAAAAUGAUGCUUAUGAAGCAGUAUGUGUACAUUUAUACGCUAAAUGUGGGAUAAAGAUUAAUGAGUCACAUGUAAGAAACCGGUUGAAGACACUGAAAAAGGAUUUCAGUGUCUUUCAAGCUAUGCUGAAUUCCAACAGUGGUUUUGUAUUUAAUAGAAUUACAAAAAUGAUGGAUGCUGAGCUACAAGUUUGGGAAGAUUAUAUAAAUGCACAUCCUGGAGUUAAGCAAUAUCGGUACAAAGCUGUACCAUGCUUUGAGAAUUUACAAGUCAUAUAUGGUAAUGAUGGAAUUACUGACUUAGCUUCUAAGGUUGUCAAAGAAAGACGGGUACGGCGAGAAAAUGAGAGAGGUGAGUUGGAGGCUAUCAAAGAAAGAUGUGUUCGGCUAGAAAAUGAGAGAGGUGAGUCAGAGGCUGUCAAAGAAAGAUGCGUUCAGCUAGAAAAUGAGAGAGGUGAGUCGAGUUCUAUAAAUGUUGAUCGAGAUGGUGAUAAGGAGACUGAUAAAGAAGAGGAUGUAGAAUGUAUGAGGCUUUCAAAUAGUAAAGAACAAGAUACCAAUUUACUUUCUACAUCGAAAACAUCUCCUAAAUUGACAUAUAAAAGAAAACAUGAAACCACUACCAACAUGGAUGAGGAGUUUCAAAUACUAAAAAGUGGGAUGGAUGCAAUUACAUAUGCCAUUUGGAAAUGCGGUCAUCGUGCUCUCACAGAAGAGAAGUUAUUUGAUGAGGUUUUAAAAGUUGAAGGCCUCAAUGAGGACUCUCAACUUUUAGCUUAUGAUUUUCUUUGUGGGGAUGCGGUUCGAGGAAGGACCUUCGUUGGACUGCCAAUUCAACGAAGGAAAAGAUGGUUGGAGCUAAAGCUUGGAUGGACAUCACACAAUGGUGUUGGGAGUGCAAGAAACAAGAAAAGAGGUUAAAGCGAAAGCGCAAAAAAAUGAGGAAGAGAUGUCCUUGUGUUCUUGUGGGGUUACUGAGAUUUGCUUGUUUAGAAUCUUAGUUUAUUUAUUUUGUGCCUAGCUGGUAAACAAUUGUGUUGGCACAGAUGGUUAUGUAUGUAAUUGUGUUGACAAUUAUAUGUCAAUGUUAGAACUCAUAUAUAGAUUUCACUAUUUUGAGCUC
Molecule: messenger RNA, 1600 nt
Organism: Asparagus officinalis (garden asparagus)
Lineage: Eukaryota; Viridiplantae; Streptophyta; Magnoliopsida; Asparagales; Asparagaceae
Exons: 5
Coding region: 301-1398 (365 amino acids)
Source: RefSeq, a predicted model, not a curated record